Molecule: messenger RNA, 4703 nt
Organism: Onychostoma macrolepis
Lineage: Eukaryota; Metazoa; Chordata; Actinopteri; Cypriniformes; Cyprinidae
Gene: pias1a
Product: protein inhibitor of activated STAT, 1a
Exons: 14
Coding region: 104-2059 (651 amino acids)
Biological process (GO): regulation of transcription by RNA polymerase II; protein sumoylation
Molecular function (GO): zinc ion binding; transcription coregulator activity; SUMO ligase activity
Source: RefSeq, a predicted model, not a curated record
GGACACUAUUGUUUGAAAAACGUGUGAACGGUUACGCCGGCAACGAGCUGCGCGUGCACACCACGUGACCCGAUAGCGUCACGCCUGCGCUAGCAGUCACAAGAUGGCGGAGAGUGCGGAACUAAAGCAAAUGGUGAUGAGCCUGCGGGUGUCAGAGCUGCAGGUUCUUCUGGGCUACGCGGGCAGAAAUAAACAUGGACGAAAGCACGAGCUCCUGACUAAAGCCUUACACCUCCUUAAAGCCGGCUGCAGCCCUGCCGUCCAGAUGAAGAUCAAGGAGCUCUACAGACGACGCUUCCCCACCAAGCUGGUGUCCCCAGCAGAACUGGCCCUGCCCGGAGUCCACCCCGCCGCUGCCUCCUUGCCCCCCGGCCUCACGCAGUUGGGAUUUGAUGGGCACGGAGCACCCCCAUCCCCUCUGCUCCCCAUCUCCCUCCUCGGGCCCAAACACGAGCUGGGCCUGCCCCACCUCCCCACGAACCUGCACCCCGUGCACCCUGAUGUCAAACUGCAACGGCUGCCCUUCUACGAUGUACUGGAUGAGCUCAUUAAACCCACGAGUCUUGCCUCAGAUAACAGCCAGAGGUUUCAGGAAACAUGUUUUGCAUUUGCAUUGACGCCACAGCAGGUCCAACAAGUCAGCAGCUCAAUGGACAUAUCGGGGACCAAAUGUGACUUUACAGUGCAAGUACAGUUACGGUUUUGUCUAUCAGAGACAAGCUGCCCUCAGGAGGACCACUUCCCCUCUAAUCUUUGCGUUAAAGUCAAUGGGAAACCGUGUAAUCUCCCAGGAUAUCUGCCUCCUACCAAAAAUGGCGUGGAACCAAAGAGGCCCAGCAGACCCAUCAACAUUACCUCAUUGGUCAGACUGUCCACAACUGUCCCCAACACCAUCGUAGUGUCCUGGACCUCAGAAAUUGGACGUAGUUACUCUAUGGCGGUGUACCUGGUCAAACAACUGUCAUCUACAAUGCUAUUGCAGAGGCUACGGGCUAAAGGCAUCAGAAAUCCAGAUCACUCCAGAGCACUCAUAAAAGAAAAGUUAACGGCAGACCCUGACAGUGAAAUAGCAACCACCAGCCUAAGAGUUUCAUUAUUAUGUCCGCUGGGAAAGAUGCGGCUAAUGAUUCCGUGUCGGGCGUUGACGUGUUCACACCUGCAGUGUUUUGAUGCUACGCUCUACAUCCAGAUGAAUGAAAAGAAGCCCACAUGGGUGUGUCCUGUAUGUGACAAAAAAGCACCCUAUGAACAUCUCAUCAUUGACGGGUUGUUUAUGGAGAUUCUGAACAGCUGUUUAGACUGUGAUGAAAUCCAGUUCAAAGAAGAUGGCAGCUGGGCCCCCAUGAGGUCGAAAAAGGAAGUGCAGGAGGUGUCGGCUUCAUACAAUGGCAUUGAUGGUGGAUGUCGUACGACAGUGUUGGAGCAGAACUCUCAAACGAACGGCAACAGUGGAGGCAACAGCAAAAAAGUGGAGGUGAUUGAUUUGACACUUGACAGCUCGUCUGAAGAAGAGGAAGAUGAAGAACCCCCUCAGAAGAAAAGCUGUCCCUCGCUAUCUAGCAUCUCUCCUCAGAUGGAUAAUGGGGUACUAAAUCUCCACAGACAAGCGUCUCCUGUGAGUCGAACACCCAGCAUGCCUCAGGUGGACACCAAUUACAUUCCCCCACCUCCUCCCUUAAUUCAGGACUACCGCCACUACUACUCUACACCCACUGACCUGUCAGAUCUCAACUUUUUUCCGUUUUUACAAGGAGAGAAUCAUCAGCACUACAACAUGGUGAUGGCAGCAGCCGCAUCAGCAUCGGAAGAUCACGACCUCCUCCUGAGUCGUUUUCUCCCGUACGGCUCGUCCCAGCUCUUCCUUGACCCUCCCUCUACCCCCGUAGGCAACAACCUCCCUCCCAUUAACGUCAACGGCAGCAGCACCGGCAGCAGCCUGGUGUCCUCCAACAGCCUGCGGGAAAGCCUCGGACAUCCACCCGCCCCACGCCCAACCUCCGAAUCGGGCCCGACGUCUGCCAUCUACGGUCCCAUCCCAGACGUCAUCUCGUUAGACUGAUCCAGGACCGAAACUGACUGAAGAGACUUCCAAACAUUGGGAAGAAAACAGGACAUACAGGAUGACUGAAGGGUGUUUUUGUAAACGAUGAUAAUCGUUGCCGUGUACAGAGAACAAAUAUAUUUUUUGUUUUACUUUUGUAUAUACCUAUCUAUCUAGCUAUCUAAUGUAUAUGUAAACUUGAAAGAGUUUUUUUCCCCCUUCUGGCUUGCUAAAAUUUAUUUGGGUUUUAUCUCUUGGGAAACUGACGCUCUUUUUCCUUCACAGCUUUGUCUCAACCUCUUUAACAUACUAUGAACACUUUUUAUAUCCCCAUCUUCUGUAAUCGUCUAUAUUUUGUCUGAUUCCACAGGGCACAAUGGCUCUGAUCGGACCGUCUGCCGGACUCUUGGUUCUUUUCUCUUCCCAGCAAAACUUGUCGUCUUUGCCAAUCCAUAACAUUUCCCCUAAACAUGCAGGAUUAUUUUAUAUAAUGCUUUUAAAGGGAAAGUUCACCCAAAAAUUGACAUUCUGUCGUUUACACACCCUCAUAUUGUAUAUUCUUCUGCGGAAGACAAAAGAAGAUAUUUUCAGUGUUUUUUCCCCCCAUACAAUGAAAGUCGGUGGGGUCCAGCGUUGUUUUUGACCCCAUUACAACAUUCUUUUGUGUUGCACAGAAAAAAGUCAUACAGGUUUGGAACAACAUGAGAGUAAAUGACUUUUUUUUUAAAUAAAUUAAUCAUUUUUUGAUGAACUCUUUUUAUUUUGAUGGGCCGUUAAGAAGCAUUCCUUUACAUUCAGGUUAACAACUGGAAGUAAUAGCAUUGUUACAGAUUGCCAAUAUCUGACCUCAUGAUUCUUAUGUGAAAUGUAAUUCAUGACUGUUUUUAAAACAAUGUAAUUCUCUAACAAUUUUGCAUCCAUAUUUUCUUGCUCAAUGCCAAAAGAACACUGUUUAGUGUUGACGUUUCUAGAGUGAGAGCUUGUGAGUUCAGUGAACUUAAAUGUACACUUUGUGUGGAAAAUAAGGAUUUACUCUCUUUUUUUUUUUUUUUUUUUUUGUGGCUGCCAUGCUUGAUUGUUCAUUUUCUCCUUUCCUUCCGUCCCGCUCUUCUUGAAUUUUUCAGAAGGAAUGAUUUGUUUGGAGGUUCUGCAGUGGCGUAGAUGGUGAGGUUACGAUGUCAUUGGCAUUGGCGUGUAAUUGCUCAUAGAUGUUUGUUUCAGCCUCAUGCAGUGACUGAGGUCUCUGUUCAGUUGUCUGUUAGGUCAUCUGUGUUUGGUACUGUACGGGAAAACUAAAGCCACUCAUUUCUUCUGUUUUGUCACGUGUGCCUUGUGUGAGUGUGUUUUGCGUGUGAAAGACUGGACCUGUUAUUAUGUACUUCAGUUAGCCUGUAUUAAUCUGUUCUUCAUGUUGACUGUCAGAUAUGGAGCUCUUAUCUACAGACUUGGUGUUUCUAAGCAAAUAAUCCUAUUGAGUAACCACAUUUGGAUGUACUUUCAAGUGCUGAUUGGGAUUAACACAGGAAGUUUAUUUAAGAUUGGGGGGAAAUUUGUGUGUUCAAAAAGCAAAUGGAAAUAGUUUAUUUAGAAAUUGGUAAAAUCUUUAAAAAAAAAAUAUAUAUAUAUACUUAAAUGAAACAGGCUAUCUAAGUGUGUGUGUGUGUGUGUGUGUGUGUGUGUGUGUGAGCGUGCUGGUGUGGAUUUCUCAGUGUGUUGACAAGACCUCCUUUCAAAGCCUAAUUGGGUUGGGACUGGGGUAAUUGCGUGUGACAGAAUCUAGCUAUCGCAUUUUGUUUUGUUGUUCCUUUGACCUCUAAACCUCCUUUUAAUCUACAUUUCUUAGGAAAGUAUUAGAUGUUUAUCAGUUGAUUUAUUUCUUGGCUCUAGGAUUGGUUUGAAAUGUAAUUGGUUAAGUAAUUAUUGAGAUAAACAUGACUGAGACAAAAAUACAUAUACUGUUAUUGCAAAAUCCUUAAUACCAAAUUGAGUACUUGUUAGAUCUCUAGCAGUGUUAAUGAUUGACUCUUUAUUUUAACAAGUAAAUGGACAGUUGUUGUCCUUUGAUUCAAUGACAUUAUGUAUUUGACAAGAUUUGUUACCAGGGAUACACAGGCAAGGUUCAAUGACAAACACAAUACAAGUUUUUAUUAAUUUGUUGAUUUUUGUUUAUGAUUGAUAAAAGGAUAAGUUGUGUGUGUGUGUGUGUGUGUGAAUGUGUGAAUGAAAGUGUGUGCAUGUUUUUGUUCUUGAUGUAAGGCAAACAUUGUGCAAACUUGGAUGUUCCAGUGAUGUGCAUUUAUAUGUUAAAGUUGGAUCUGCAACUUCACAACAAACUAAUUUAUAUAUUUUAGAUGCAGAACUGUGUUAUGAAUGGACUUUCAAAGUCCAAGUUUAUUUUGUUUUCCAUUUCAGUAAGCUGACAUCUAUGCUCACUGCCUUAAAUUUCAUCCACUCUGUGUCUAUGUGGCAUGUUUUAUUAAAAGAAAAAAAAAAGAUUUUUAAGAUGUGGAAGACAUAUUGUACAGUAGACCAAUGUCAGUUUGUAUAAAGUACUAAGUGAAAAAAAAAAUAUUUAUUACAUGCAUUGAAAGAAAUUGUUUACUUAUUGAAUGUUACAUGUUUAUGUAGAGACAUUUAGAUGUAAUAAAAUGCAUUGAGUUAA